Molecule: messenger RNA, 327 nt
Organism: Phytophthora sojae
Lineage: Eukaryota; Oomycota; Peronosporomycetes; Peronosporales; Peronosporaceae
Exons: 1
Coding region: 1-327 (108 amino acids)
Source: RefSeq, a predicted model, not a curated record
AUGCCUUCUAUCGUGGAGAAAUUGAUCGACAAGGCGCUCGCGGGGCAGAAGAAGUCAGGUCAGACCGGAAUGCCGCUUUCCCAAAUUGACAUCACUGGCUGCGAAGACUGCACCCUUGUGUCGAGCGUCUUCGUGUCGGAAAUCCCCCACCCAUCGCUUGAGCGAGUGUUCGCGGCUGCGAUGGCGCAUUUCGACUCGAUCCCGGCUUGGAUGAAGCACCACUUUGCCAUUGAGGCCAGAGUGAAAAGGCUGAACAGCGAUGACUCGCCAGAGGCGUAUUCACAGUUAACCCCUUGGGUCCCGGGAUUUAGGCACCGAAACACGUAA